AGACGCAGCCGUAAAAUGAAAAUACAAAGAUUCAGUUUGACAAUUAGAGCAUAAAAGGCUAUUGCAUGGAUUUAUAUAUAUUUUAGGUCAUCUGAUCGAAAACGAAUCAUGGGACAGUGUCUUUAAUUAGCACUUACUUCGAUCAUUAUCGCCCUUGCGGCUUACAAAGUAUAAGGCAGUACGCGUUAUUAUUUUAGUCGUUUUGUUUGUACUCGGGGUUUGUAGAAAAUUCACAUUAAACCGAAGACGAUUCGAAAGCUGGAGAUACUCCUGGGCUGUCUUUCCUGUUAUCAUUUGGGCCUGGGGAUGCCGCAGUCGGAGCUCGCUAAAGAGCCAGCGUUUCGGAUGUGAUCGUGUUGUGGGUGAUUCGGACUUGCAUACAGUGACCAGGGCAGGGAAAGAAGUAAUGUGCACUUGUCCAUGAUACCCAUUGCUGGACAUGCAGAAAAGGAUAUUGACACUUACUAUGGCUUCUCCCAUAAGCACCACAGAAGGGUUAUACCGUACCCAUAAUUCAGUGUGAAGAGGGAAUGAAACUCAGAGGGAGGGAUAUUCAAGAUCCUUCCCUACCGUGGAUAUCCAACGUUUUGGGAGUGCAGAGUGUCAGACUGCGACUGAGACUGGAUCGUCGGGACGACAAAGGAAAACGCUGCUGGCAGUUGGUUGAUUUGGGUGGUGGAAGUGAAAGAAGAUUCCCAAGACUGAGAAGCCAAAUACAACUGGCCUCAUCACAAAACCCAAUGAGUAUUCCUGCAACUUCAGCACAGAAACAAGACAACAGUGAAAUGCAAUCAUCUGCAAUGAGCCCUUCAUUCAUUCCUGGCCAAAGAGGGAAGAUACCAGGAAGAAAACGAGGAAGACCACCUUUACGCAGUACUGUCUCUAAAGUGGAUUUCCAAAAUCGUUAUUCUGAAUCCCUUUCUCCACUGAAAGUACCUAAGAAGAGGGGAAGAAAACCUGGAUUUAAGCUCAAGUCUCGGAUUAUGAUGACACCUUUGGCUAUCUCCCCGCCAAGCAGCACACCAGAGCCAGAUAUGAGUUCUAUUCCUCAAGAUGCUGCCACUGUUCCUCAUUCGGCCACACCUCAAGUGCUUACAGUUUGCAUAUAUAUAAACAAGCAAGCCAACACAGGUCCUAAUCUUGACAGGAAAAAAGUACAGCAGCUUCCAGAUCAUUUUGGACCAGACAGGCCCUCAGUAGUGCUGCAACAAGCAGUUCAAGCAUGUAUCGACUGUGCUUUCCAGCAAAAAGCUGUCUUCUCUCUGCUCACUCAAGGUUACGGAGGUGAAAAAAUAUCAGCUACUUUUGAUGGGAAACAACAUCUCCUGAGCUUACCUGUAGUGAACAGCAUUGGCUAUGUUCUACGCUUUCUGAAAAAGCUGUGUCGUAGUCUACAUUGUGAGAACCUUUUUAGUGACCAACCAUUUAUACAGCACAACGCCACCUCCUACCACUCUGAGAAGUAUUUUGAUGGGAAUGCGCACACCAAAGCAGAAACAUCGAUGCCAGAAGACUACUUGGUUGACCCAGUUGACUCAAAGAGAUACUCUGUUGACCCCACCGAUUCUGCAUUUAAUGCAAUGAGUUCCCCAUAUCCAGCAAAGCCAUCAUACUCUUACCGGUCCUGCCAACAGUUUCAAGGGGGAUCUACUUCAGUGGGCAUGUGCAGGCAAACGUCCAGCCCCAGCACCUUUCAAGAAGGAAACAGAAGUGCCUAUAGCCCUUCACCUGAGUCCCAGGAUUCAAAUCCUCCACUUAGCAAAGAUCCUUCUACUUGGACUGUAGAAGAUGUUGUGUGGUUUGUAAAAGAUGCAGACCCCCAUGCCCUGGGACCACACGUAGAAGUGUUCAGGAAGCAUGAAAUUGAUGGAAAUGCUUUGCUGCUUCUGAAAAGUGACAUGAUUAUGAAAUACCUGGGACUGAAGCUUGGACCAGCACUGAAGCUUUGUUACCACAUUGAUAAAUUAAAACAGGCAAAAUUCUGAAUGUCAAGAUAAGAUCAUUUGGGGGUGAGAAAACCGUUGGUUAGAUUCAGGAAUAUUACAAGGCGAAAAGACCUCACAAGAAUAAAAACGGUGAUUCAUUCUGUAUGAUAGUCUUCAACUGCGAUACAGAAGGGUUGUCAUUUUUGAACAAUUCUUCUUGGCCAUGUGGAGAUGUGUUGGCUGUGAGACUAUUUUCUGUAGAUAAUAAUAUGUAUCCGAUUAUAACUAAGGCCCUUUUUUACUUUUUUUAACUACUUUAUACUGUACAAUUUUUCAGAGUUAGCUGCUUUUAUGUAUAGCCAGGAGGAGAACAUUAUGAACUUUCAAUAAUCUAAAGGGCAGCUAUGAAAGAGUCACCUUUCCACCUUAUAUACUUUCCUGUUUAAGUCAAAGUGAUAUAGACCUUCUUUGAUGUCCAUCAAUGCCCCCGAUCCUCUGUCGGAUAUACAGUACUAUGGUUACUGGCUAACUUAAAUCAUUAGUAAUCCAAAGUGUUGCAAGUAUUUAUGAAGUCGGAUACAUCUCCACAACCAAGAUGUUUAUGUCAUUGAGAUUACGUAUCCAGAAAUUGGAUUUAUUAGUGCAGCAAUGUGUUUAACAACUUGAUAAUAUCAGACAGAAAUUAUUAUUUUUAUAUUUUUGAAACAAGUUAAAUUUAAUUUGGAUAUCUGGGAGAGAUUAUUCUCAACUGUAAUAUUUUCUGGCAUUACAUACUGUGUGCUAAGAUCCUAAAUUAACUGUCAGGUCACAGAUACCUUAAAUCUCUCUCUUUACAUUCCUUCACACUAUACACAACCUCCGCAGUUGCUUUAGAUGUAAAUUAUGUUGGGGGGGGGGGCA
Messenger RNA from Polypterus senegalus (gray bichir), 2825 nucleotides. It is a transcript of the gene scml4, whose product is annotated as Scm polycomb group protein like 4. The record is from RefSeq and is a predicted model, not a curated record. NCBI's taxonomy places the organism in Eukaryota, Metazoa, Chordata, Cladistia, Polypteriformes, Polypteridae. Gene Ontology annotation, molecular function: protein binding. The transcript has 10 exons. Bases 531 to 1985 code for a protein of 484 amino acids.